AUGCAUGACGGAAUCGAGGAUACACCAGAAACAGCGACUGGGGCCAGACGGGGGGAUCAUACGUACGGCGGCCACCGCAAAGGUUCCUUCUUCCCAGAGGACGUGAACGAGAUAAUCGAGCUACGCGCCAGACAAAGGACGUACGAGGGAGCAUACUUACGGAGCGGUCUCACGAAUCUCGGAUAUGCCUUGACGAUUCUGCGACUGUUCGACAAGCGGUUUGCGCGAAUCGGCAUCGUUUACUGUGUUCUAGCUGUCUUGCUUUUCGUCAUUUCCUACUUCCGGCGGCGCCAUUCAGAUCACGACUUCGCUGACCUGCACAAGGGCAAGACAUGUGAGAAGGCGAUCCCCACCGUCGGGCAGACGGGAAAACGCUCGUACGGGCGGCCGUUUACCACUGCAGGGCAGAUUGUGGUUGCGGUGGCCGUGAUCGUCGCUACAGUCGAGAUAGGACUGCUUGUGCUAAUCCUUACAGUUGAUUUAUCCAAUAGUUGA
Molecule: messenger RNA, 495 nt
Organism: Laetiporus sulphureus 93-53
Lineage: Eukaryota; Fungi; Basidiomycota; Agaricomycetes; Polyporales; Laetiporaceae
Exons: 4
Coding region: 1-495 (164 amino acids)
Source: RefSeq, a predicted model, not a curated record